Medicago truncatula (barrel medic) is the source of this 4740-nucleotide messenger RNA. RefSeq lists its product as uncharacterized. The transcript is spliced from 9 exons. Gene Ontology annotation, molecular function: DNA helicase activity. The record is from RefSeq and is a predicted model, not a curated record. Lineage: Eukaryota; Viridiplantae; Streptophyta; Magnoliopsida; Fabales; Fabaceae. Gene Ontology annotation, biological process: DNA repair; telomere maintenance. The coding region runs from base 1 to 4740 and encodes 1579 amino acids.
AUGAACUCCAACAAGAGGCGCAAGGUUAACAAUGGGCAUAACCCUUUGUCUGACAUAACAAACGGUGGUGUUGCGUUUCGGAAACUCAUGCCUGUAAAACCUGGGAAACACAUUCUAAAACAUAAAGGAGGUGGUUUAUAUGGUAAGGAAAAUUCAGAACUACUAAAAGAAAACAAUGUAUUAAAGGAAUAUGUCUCUGAACGUGGGAAAGAGAAUGAAGUUCCUCAUAAUACGCAAGAUGGAGAACUUCGUGAUAGACGUGUUUCCAUUCAAGAGAUGGACCUUGAUAUGGAGUGCAAUGAGAAUGGGGAAGCUUCAGAGAUACCUGAGAAUUCAUCUGACGUAGAAGACAAUAUACCAGCAACUGUGGAUAAUGGAUUAAGUGCUAACAUGGAUGAAGAUUUCGAAACAGAGUGCUAUCAGAACAAUGAAGGGGAUGAUGUUCCCUUUAAUGAGUUGGAUGAUGACGAAGAGGAAGAUGUGAUGGAUGGUGCAAAUGACACAGAUUACUAUAGCGUUGGAGAGCCGCGUUUUAUUUGUCCAUGGUGUGGUGCAAUUAUGUGGUACGAGGAAAGGGUAUCGAAACGCACUGAUACAUCGAAUCCUGAAUUUUCAUUGUGUUGUAUGCAAGGACGAAUAGAAAUAGCACCGUUCAAACGUCUUCCUCGAGGAUUGUAUGAUUUAUACCACAAUAAUGACAAGAAAAGCAAAAUUUUUCUGGAGAAUAUAAGGUCAUUCAAUAGCAUGUUCGCUUUUACAUCUAUGGGAGCCAAUAUUAACAGCACCAACAACAAUGGUAAUGCACCACCUGUUUUCGUUUUGAAUGGAGAGAAUUACCACCAAAUCGGGAGCCUACUGCCCAAACAUGGUGAUCAACCGAGGUUCGCUCAGUUGUAUAUCUAUGAUACGGACAACGAGCUUUCCAACCGUAUGCUAUCAGUCAGAAUGGAAGAUGACAAGAAAUCGAUUAAGAAAACUAUCGUCAAAGAACUACGACAUAUCUUAGACAACUCGAAUUCGUUUGUAAAGUCAUAUAGAAUGGUCAGGGACACGUUAUUAGAAGACAAUGCUCCUCAAAUUAAAUUACGAAUUCUGGGAAAGAGGGGUUAUGAUGGUAGGCGUUACAACUUGCCUACAGCUUCGGAAGUUGCAGCAUUGGUCGUAGGUGAUUAUGACGCCGCAGAUUUCGAAAGGGAUGUAGUUGUUGAGGAGAGGUCAGGUCUUCUUAAGCGUAUUUCUGUUUUUGAAACGUCUUAUUUGCCAUUGCAAUACCCUUUAAUAUUUCCAAGAGGAGAAGAUGGGUUUCGAAGAGACAUCAGGUUUACAGAUAGACCUAAAAAGAAACCUAUUAAGCGAAUAUUUGUUUCGAUGAAAGAGUGGUUUGCUUACAAGAUUCAACAGAGAGAUAUAUAUCAAUCACAUUUAUUAUAUGCCAGGCGUUUGUUCCAACAAUUUUUAGUCGAUGCAUUCAGCAUGAUAGAGUCAUGGCGAUUGAUGUGGUAUCGAAAUCAUCAAAAAGAGGUGAGAGCUGAUUUGUACAAGGGACUCGCAGAAGCUGUUCUUAGAGGUGAGACCAGUCCAGCCAGUGCAGGGAAGCGAGUGGUAUUGCCGUCAAAAUUUGUCGGGGGGGCACGUUACAUGAUACAGAAUUAUCAAGAUGCCAUGGCAAUAUGUGGUUGGGUUGGUUACCCUGAUUUGUUCAUCACUUUUACGUGCAACCAUAAAUGGCCGGAGUUAGUUGACUUUCUUAAGAAACAUAAUCUUAAACCGGAAGAUCGACCUGAUUUGGUCAGUCGUCUUUUCAAAAUAAAGUUGGAUCAUCUCAUAAAGUAUAUUAAAAAGGGGAAGAUUUUUGGGAAGGUUAAAGCAGUAAUAUAUACCAUUGAGUUUCAGAAGCGCGGCAUACCACAUGCUCACAUAUUAGUUUUCUUGCGACCUGAGUCCCGAUGCAAGCAUCCUAAUCAGAUCGACAAGAUUAUAUCUGCAGAAAUUCCAGACAAAAACCGUGACCCAAGGUUGUACGACAUUGUUGCAUCCCUCAUGAUACAUGGUCCUUGCGGUCCACAAAACACUAAAUCACCAUGCAUGCUUAAUAAAAAAUUUUGCACCAAACAUUUUCCGAAAAAAUACACUGACAGUACCGUUAUUGAUUCUGAUGGUUACCCAGUUUACCGAAGGAGAAACAACGGUGUUUUUAUCCAAAAGGGGGAGUCAUUUGUUGACAACAGAUAUGUAGUGCCUUAUAACCGUCUUUUACUCCUGAAGUAUAAUGCCCACAUAAAUGUUGAAUGGUGCAAUCAGUCUAGGUCAAUUAAAUAUUUGUUUAAGUAUGUAAACAAGGGUCAUGAUCGUGUUACAGCUACUUUUUAUGAAGGAGGAGUUGAUACCUACGACGAAAUCAAAAUGUAUUACGAUUGCAGAUACCUUUCAGCAUGUGAAGCUGCAUGGAGGAUUUUUUCAUUCGAUAUUAAUUAUAGAGAGCCUUCCGUUGAGCGCCUUAGUUUCCAUCUUGAAGGCGAAGAGCCUGUUGUUUUCGAAGACCAUGAAAAUCUUGAAGAUGUCAUACAGAAACCCCAUAUUCGUGACACUAAAUUCCUGGCAUGGUUUGAGGCAAACAAAAAGUAUCCUGAAGCCAAGGAUUUGACUUAUGGUGAGUUUCCGAUGAAAUUUGUUUGGAAGGCUUCAGAGCGUAGAUGGUCACCGCGACAAAGGGGAAUUUCAGUUGGACGAAUACAUUUUGUCCCUCCAGGAAGUGGCGAAAAAUUUUAUCUCCGGCUUUUACUUAACUUUGUGAAGGGUCCAUGUUGCUAUAAUGACAUUUACACGGUCAAUGGAAAAAAGUUUAACACAUUUAAGGAGGCAUGUUUUGCAUUAGGCUUAAUAGAUGAUGAUAAAGAGUUUAUAGACGCAAUUAACCAAGCUUCUAUUUGGGGAACUGCCAGUUACAUGCGCCAUUUAUUUGUCCAAUUGUUGGUAUCAAACCAAUUUUCUCAACCAGAGGUCGUGUGGAACAAGACAUGGCAGAAUUUGAGUGAUGAUAUGCUACAUCGACAAAGAAGGGCAAUGCGUGUUCCAGAUUUGGUGUUGGAUGAUGAUCAACUUAAAAGUUACACACUGGCUGAAAUAGAAAGAUUGUUGCACAGCCAUGGAAAGAGUUUGAAAGAAGACUACCCAACCAUGCCUCGGACGGACAUAUCCCUUAUACAUGAGUCCCGCAACAGGUUGAUAUAUGAUGAGAUGAACUACAACCAGAAUAUGCUUGAGAUUGAACAUAAUCAACUAAUGUCUACUAUGACGGCGGAACAAAGAGGUGUGUAUGACAAAAUUAUUUCCCGAGUAGAUGCUAACCUUCCUGGUAUUUUCUUUCUUUACGGUUACGGUGGGACAGGCAAGACAUUUAUUUGGAGAGCAUUGUCUUCUGCAAUACGCUCUAGGAAGGAAAUCGUAUUAACAGUUGCGUCUAGCGGAAUCGCUGCCUUGCUUAUACCUGGUGGAAGAACAGCACAUUCAAGGUUUGGUAUACCAAUAAUUGUCGAUGAAAUAUCAACAUGUGGGAUACAUCCAAAAAGCCCAUUAGCUGAGUUGGUUUCUAAGGCAAAACUUAUUAUAUGGGAUGAAGCACCUAUGAUGCAUAAACACUGUUUUGAGGCGCUGGACCGCAGUUUGAGAGAUAUUCUUCGUGUCCAAAAUAACGGCCGAACAGAUAUCCCUUUUGGAGGUAAGGUUGUGGUACUUGGUGGCGAUUUCCGUCAAGUACUCCCAGUCAUGCCUAAAGCAAAUAGACAAGAGGUUGUAAAUGCAAGCAUCAACUCUUCAUAUUUAUGGCAGUUCUGCGAGGUAUUAACAUUGUCAACUAACAUGCGCCUUUUACAUGGUUCUUCAAGUUCUGAUAUUAACGAAAGAAAGCAGUUUAGUGAAUGGGUGUUGGGUAUCGGAGAUGGUACUGUUGGUGUUGCCAAUGAUGAAGAUAUUGAUAUAGAAAUUCCAGAGGACCUUCUUAUUCGAAGCUCAGGUGAUCAUAUCGCUGCUAUUGUUAAUGAGAUUUAUCCAUCACUUCUAGAUGAAAUGCACGAUCCAUCUUUUUUCCAAGAUAGAGCCAUAUUAACUCCAAAAAAUUCCACCGUCGAAGAAAUUAAUGAGUAUGUUAUGUCUUUGAUUCCUGGGGAGGAAAAAACUUAUCUGAGUUGUGAUUCUCCACUUUCAACCAAUUCAUCAGCAACUAGGCCCGAUGACAUUCACACACCUGAAUUUUUAAACACAAUAACAGCAUCUGGCAUUCCAAACCAUAAAAUUAAGCUGAAAGUUGGAGUCCCUAUCAUGUUGUUAAGGAAUUUAGACCCGACAGCAGGUCUAUGCAAUGGAACGCGUUUGAUAGUUACUAAGAUGGGCAGAUACGUGCUUGAGGCCAAGGUUAUUACAGGAAGUAAUAUUGGGGAUAUAGUAUACAUCCCUAGAUUGUCAUUGACACCUUCUGAUACAAGGAUUCCAUUCAAGUUUCAACGCAAACAAUUCCCAAUUUCAGUUUCGUUCGCUAUGACUAUAAACAAGAGCCAAGGACAAUCUUUACAAAAAGUUGGGAUAUACCUUCCUCAACCUGUGUUUUCACACGGCCAAUUAUAUGUUGCGGUCUCAAGAGUAACAUCAAGGAAAGGAUUGAAAUUGCUAUUGACAGAUGAAGACAGCAAUUGUAUCAGCACUACAUCAAAUGUUGUGUUCCAUGAAGUUUUCCGCAACUUGUGA